AUGAACGGAAGAACGGCUUUACGAACGAAAGGGAAUACGCGAAUAGAUUUCCACAAGCAAGGAAGGGGAAUCGAUUUUGUUGGACGGGAGUUAUUAUGCGGAGCGAUCCGCGAGGCUAAUCAUACGAAGUGCUUGGAGGACAGGAGAGUACUCGUAAUGGGAGCCAGGAAAGUUCGGUCUAAAAGCGGCCAUCCCGAGGAACAUUCUGUGGACCCGCUCGAUCAUAUCGCUGGCGACAGAGAUGCUGGGGUCCCAGAGAACAGAACUGUAUUCCAGGAUUGGCCGGACAAGGGAACAGUAGGGGGGGUUUGGGGAGAGAAAGGUGGCGGAAACCGACGGAGAUACGGUUAA
This is a messenger RNA of Cinara cedri, 351 nucleotides long. NCBI's taxonomy places the organism in Eukaryota, Metazoa, Arthropoda, Insecta, Hemiptera, Aphididae. The record is from the annotation of a GenBank genome assembly.